Sphaeroforma arctica JP610 is the source of this 326-nucleotide messenger RNA. RefSeq lists its product as hypothetical. The record is from RefSeq and is a predicted model, not a curated record. The annotation marks the transcript as partial. NCBI's taxonomy places the organism in Eukaryota, Ichthyosporea, Ichthyophonida. The transcript has a single exon.
UAAUCCGUUGUCUGGGAGCGGAGAGGUCGUCGAACUCAAGUAACUGCGGGUUCAAGAAGGGCCGGUUUUCGCUUCCAUCGUGGAAUGCCAAGCUCGACCACAGCAUUGUAACUCAAAUCUCAUCUCCAAAUACGUCAGAGCCGCCCAAGAAGCGCCAACACGAAUUAGAGCUUUCACGAGGCAAUAAUACCGGAGAUAAAGACAAGGAGAAAGCAGCAAGAUAUAAGGCUGCCAAUGACAAGGUAAAAGCAGCAAGAUAUAAGGCUGCCAAGGACAAGGCUGCCAAAGAUAAGGGUGGCAAACCGAAGGACGGUGUAAAUGACUAA